Molecule: messenger RNA, 1326 nt
Organism: Cucumis melo (muskmelon)
Lineage: Eukaryota; Viridiplantae; Streptophyta; Magnoliopsida; Cucurbitales; Cucurbitaceae
Product: elongation of fatty acids protein 3-like
Exons: 1
Coding region: 278-1099 (273 amino acids)
Biological process (GO): very long-chain fatty acid biosynthetic process; fatty acid elongation, polyunsaturated fatty acid; fatty acid elongation, saturated fatty acid
Cellular component (GO): endoplasmic reticulum membrane
Molecular function (GO): fatty acid elongase activity
Source: RefSeq, a predicted model, not a curated record
AAAAGGGUACUCCAUUUGUAGUAGUGAAAGGUUGAAGGCCUUGUGUUUUCUUCUACAUAUGGCCUUAUAAAUAUUGUGCUGCCCAAUACAAAACGCUGACAUCUUUCCAGCUACGAAAUAGGAGCAGUCCCAAAAACAUUUAGAAUACACACACACAUUCAUUCACUUCUCUUUCUCUUCUAAUUUAAACCCCUUCCUUCUUUCUCAUUUCUUUCACCACUACCACCAAGUAUUAUACUACUACCUACCACUUCUCACGGCGGCGCGUGGUUGAAAAAUGAGUCUAACAAUCACUGAUAGUCUCUAUUACUGGCUUGUAAACCACCCAAAAAUCCUCAAUUUCUCAUGGUCUCAAGGUGAAACCUUGGGUUCUUCUCCACUUUUCCUCACUGUCACUGUCAUCUCUUACCUCUCCCUCACCUUCCUCCUCUCCAACCUCUCUCUUCCUCCCCUCCCUCCCACCAUUCUCAAACGAAUCUCAGUCGUUCAUAACCUUAUCCUCCUUGCUCUCUCCUUCACAAUGGCCCUGGGAUGCACACUCUCCACUUUCUCCCACGCACCUCACCUUCAUUACAUUCUUUGUCUUCCCCUAAAAACCCCUCCACGUGGCCCUCUCUUCUUCUGGGCCUACAUCUUCUACCUUUCCAAGAUCGUGGAAUUCAUCGAUACCUUCUUGAUCAUCUUGAGUGGGUCGACCAAACGGCUGACAUUCCUCCAUGUGUACCACCACGCAACGGUUGUGAUUAUGUGUUACUUAUGGCUUCAUUCGUCGCAGUCGUUGUUUCCGUUGGUAUUAGUAACAAACUCGUCGGUUCAUGUGUUGAUGUACACAUAUUACUUGUCGUGUGCACUUGGGAUUAGGCCAAGAUGGAAGAGGCUUGUGACAGAGUGUCAGAUUGUGCAGUUUCAGUUUAGCUUCGUGGUGUUGGCUUUGAUGCUAUAUUUUCAUGUCACACAUAAAGGGACGGGAUGUGCUGGUGUUUGGGGAUGGUGCUUUAAUGUCGUAUUUUACUCGUCGCUUCUGGCUUUGUUCUCGGAUUUUCAUGCUAAGAACUAUGGCGCAAAUGGAAAGAUGACGGCUCCUAAAAAGGUGGCGUGAAAACGAAAGAAAAACAACCAUUACUUUUUCAGUCCAUCUCUUACGUUCUUCAUUUGGGAUUUGUGAGUUUAAAUUAUUCUUCAGAAACACUAUAUAUAUAUUUAUAUCACUUCUACGUUGUUCAUGAGGAUGAUGACGAUCUGAUGAUUCAAGAUGUUUGGUAAGUGAUAGUUUAUUUAAUAUGUUGAACUAAUAUUGCAUGGUGGUCAAGGGUCAUAUUUCAAUCA